Molecule: messenger RNA, 1917 nt
Organism: Nicrophorus vespilloides
Lineage: Eukaryota; Metazoa; Arthropoda; Insecta; Coleoptera; Silphidae
Product: nuclear receptor subfamily 2 group C member 1-like
Exons: 5
Coding region: 235-1692 (485 amino acids)
Biological process (GO): anatomical structure development; cell differentiation; regulation of transcription by RNA polymerase II
Molecular function (GO): RNA polymerase II cis-regulatory region sequence-specific DNA binding; nuclear receptor activity; zinc ion binding
Source: RefSeq, a predicted model, not a curated record
UGAACGUAGCGUAACAUGAACGCGCGAGUGUGAUUGGAUCUUGAAGGGUAUUAAGCAGGUGUAGUUUAAGGUCAUGAACCUUGUCCAUGUUUAAUACCAGUGAAAGGUCAAACAAAAUAAAAUACUCAAGAUUCUAUUAGUUUUCGCAAAGUCAAUUACAUCCAUGCAUAUCUAUGUGCCUUUAUAGUGCUUGGUCGCCAAAUAUAAAUAAAUAAUAAACCCAUACCAGCAACUAUGGAACAAACCAUCAAAACAGAGAUAAUCAGUGACAAGAAUAGGAACAACACAAGUUCUCUCUGUUUGGCUAUAGAACUGUGUGUCGUGUGCGGGGAUAGGGCUUCUGGUAGGCACUAUGGGGCUAUUAGUUGUGAGGGAUGCAAGGGCUUCUUUAAGAGAUCCAUACGAAAGCAGCUGGGCUACCAGUGCCGGGGAUCUAAGAACUGUGAAGUUACCAAGCACCACCGAAACAGGUGCCAGUACUGCAGGUUGCAGAAAUGUCUUGCCUGCGGAAUGAGAAGUGAUUCUGUCCAACACGAGCGGAAGCCAAUCAUUGAUAAAAAGGAGUACAUAAAUAACACAAACUCCAACUUCAAUCCUGGCCUAAACAGGAUAUUCCUGCGCAAGGAUCUCACUUCAGAGCAGACAAAUAUUUUGCCUCAAGCUCCAAUGAGUACCUGUGAUAUACCAUUAGGACCAUUUUUCAACAAGAGAAUGGGUAAUCCAAGUUUCUCAGAUAUUCCCUAUCACAUGUCUCCUAGUCAAGCUAGUAUUGAAGAUGAAGGUUCAAUGGAUAGUAAUAAUACUGGAGCAGGCGAGUUGACAGAUGCUUUGACUGUGGCGAGGGACAAGCAGUUAAUCUCCAAAGCAUUGGAUACAAUGGCUAGAGUACAAUGCCUGAAUGGGACUGACCUAACUAAUGUACAAUGCGAAGAAUCCUAUGUGGAUAUAGAAGGACCCCUACUGCAGGAACAGCAUAUAGCUUUUAAUUUGCAGACCCCUGGUGCCGUACCGCCAUAUCUGAACAUUCAUUAUAUCUGUGAAAGUGGCUCAAGGCUUUUAUUUGCAGCAAUCCAUUGGGCUAGAAAUAUUCCUCUAUUUCAAUCAUUUAGUCAUGAAACACAGAUCAUUUUGUUGAAAAGCUCUUGGCCUGACCUUUUUGCACUCAGCCUCUCACAGUGCUCCAAUUUGUUGUCUUUAUCCACCAUAUUGGCUGCACUAAUUAGCCAUUUACAUGCGUCAAUAGCACAAGACAAAAUGCCAGCAACCAAAGUAAAGCAAGUGACUGAUCACAUCGUCAAAUUGCAAGACUAUGUGAACGCAAUGAACAGAUUGCACGUUAAUGACCACGAAUAUGCCUAUUUGAAAGCGAUCGCUCUUUUCUCCUCAGAACAGCCUAACGUUAAUCUUACAAAGCAAUUGGAGAGACUUCAGGAAAAGUCCUUUCAAUCGUUGCGAAAUUACGUAAAUGUUAACAGUCCUGAUGACGUAGACAGAUUUCCGAAGUUGUUGUUACGUCUACCACCGUUGCGUGCCUUGGAUCCUCAGAUCAUAGAGGAGCUAUUUUUUGCCGGCUUAAUUGGCCAAGUACAAAUCGAUAGUGUUAUUCCCUACAUACUUCAGAUGGGCGGGAAUGGAAACAGUUUUCCGCGACAAGUAAAGUCUGAAAAUGUCGAAGACUUUUUGUGCAAAUAAUUGUGUACUUACAGAUUGAUAUUUAUUUUACUUUCAAUGAUUACAUUUCAAGGAUGUUCCAAUAGUGCAAUUUCUGAUAUACUUAUUAUUUAGAUUAUUAUUUCGUAUUAUCUUCCUUUAACAAUGUACACAAUUAGACCGCAUAUUAACUUUAACUAAAUCGGCCUUUACAUAUACUGGAACGGACUAAAUUAAUAAACGAAAUGUGAUCAAAUGAAAGAAAUA